GAAGACAGAAGCGAAGGAAAUGGACAGCGGUGAAUAUUAUCCAUUGUUUGAGACCACAAGAGGCAGAGGAAGACUCAUCUACAGGCUCUUCUCCGUCUCUUUGUUUGGUUCCAUAUGCUUCAUCUUGGCUUACAGAUUUAGCCACAUACCCAUAAACGGUGAAAAUGGGAAAUGGGCUUGGCUUGGUUUGCUUGGUGCUGAACUAUGCUUCGGCCUAUACUGGCUCUUCGUUCAAGCCCUCCGAUGGAACCUUGUAUUCAGAAAAACCUUCAACAACAGACUCUCUCAAAGAUAUGAGAGUAGGUUACCAGGAGUGGACAUAUUUGUGUGCACGGCUGAUCCAGAUAUUGAACCACCAAUGAUGGUGAUUAAUACAGUGUUAUCUGUUAUGGCUUAUGACUAUCCAGCUGAGAAGCUCAAUGUUUAUCUCUCGGAUGAUGCUGGUGCAGAUAUCACUUUCUAUGCUCUUUUAGAAGCUUCUAGAUUUGCAAAGCAUUGGUUGCCAUUCUGCAAGAGAUUCAAGGUGGAACCUAGGUCACCUGAUGCUUAUUUUCAUAGCCUUGUCUCAGCAACUAAUUAUCCACAUGACCAGAAUCAUGCCGAAGACUUGGCAAAAUUAUACGAAGAUAUGAAAAGACGAAUCGAAGAUGCAGCCAAGUUGGGUAGAGUACCCGGCGAAGUACGCUCAAAGCAUAAUGGAUUUUCUCAGUGGGGUUCAUAUUCUUCUCGACGUGACCACGACACAAUCCUUCAGAUACUACUUCAUAAAAGUGACCCGGAUAAUUCGAAAGAUGUAGAUGGGUUUGUGUUGCCAACUCUGGUGUAUUUGGCUCGUGAGAAGAGACCCCAAUAUCACCACAAGUUCAAAGCCGGUGCUAUCAAUUCAUUGCUAAGAGUGUCUUCAAAGAUUAGCAACGCAAAAAUCAUUCUAACUCUAGACUGUGACAUGUACUCAAACGGUUCACAAUCAGUGAGAGAUGCUCUUUGUUUUUUCAUGGAUGAAGAGAAAGGCCAUGAAAUUGCUUUUGUGCAGUUUCCACAGAAUUUUGAGAAUGUCACAAAGAAUGAUUUAUACGGGAGUGCUCUAAUCACAAUUAUGGAGGUGGAAUUGCAUGGUCUGGACGGUUAUGGUGGCCCUUUGUAUAUUGGAACUUGCUGCUUUCAUAGGAGAGACGCUUUCUGUGGGAGGAAGUUCAGUGGUCGAUACAAGAAUGAUUGGAAUGAAGAGAAUGACCAUUUAAUAGAAGCAAACUUGCACGAACUAGUAGAAGAAUCAAAAGCUCUAGCAAGCUGCACCUACGAGGAAAACACUGCAUGGGGAAAAGAGAUGGGUAGCAAAUAUGGGUGUCUAGUGGAGGAUGUGAUAACAGGGUUGUCAAUACAAUUGCAAGGAUGGAAAUCAGUGUAUUACAACCCACCAAGGAAGGCUUUUUAUGGUCUAGCUCCAACCACCUUGCUUCAAACACUUGUUCAGCAGAAGAGGUGGGCUGAAGGGGAGUUACAAAUUUUUUUUUCCAAGUACAGUCCUGCAUUGUACGGUCAUGGAAGGAUCAGUUUAGGCCUCCAAAUGGGAUAUUGCUACUAUAACUUUUGGGCAAUCACCUGUUUGCCAAAACUAUAUUACUCAAUCAUCCCUUCACUUUAUCUCCUGAAAGGCAUUCCCUUGUUUCCAGAGAUGUCUAGCCCAUGGUUCAUCCCUUUCGCAUAUGUCAUACUCGGGGGAAGUGCUUUUAGUUUGAUUGAGUUUUUGUUCAUCGGAGGCACAAUCCAGGGUUGGUGGAAUGACCUAAGGAUGUGGCUCUACAAGGGAACAAGCUCUUACUUAUUUGCUUUCAUGGACAAUGUCUUAAAGUUCUUUGGGCGUUCAGAUUCACCCUUUACAGUCACAGCUAAGAUCGCAGAAGAAGACGCUUCCCAAGGUUACGAGAAAGAAGUUAUGGAGUUUGGAGUCUCUUCUCCAUAUUUCACUGUAUUAGCAACACUGGCAUUGCUCAAUCUGUUUUGUUUACUUGGCGUUUUAAAGGAGUUAGUCCUUAACGAAGGAGGCCUUAGAGCUGGUCAAAAAAUGAUGAUGCAAGUUCUAUUGUGUGGAUUCCUGGUUCUCAUCAAUCUUCCUAUAUACCAAGGCCUUUUCUUGAGGAAGGACAAGGGCAGAUUGCCAACCUCUCUUGCUAUUAAAUCCACAGCAUUGGCUCUAGGUGCAUGCAUCUUCUUCAAAAAAUUGAACUGACAAAAUUAAACGUAUUCUCUGUUAAUACUUAUAAGUCACUUUGAGUUUGUCUGGUGAAACCACUUUAGGGACUAUUUUUCCAAUGACUGCUUUUAUUGAACUUUCGCUGUAAUACUGAAUUUUUUUAUACGUUAAGGAAGGUGUAGUGUUUCUCAAUACUAUACCACUGCACACAUAUUAUUGAUCAUUUGAC
Molecule: messenger RNA, 2423 nt
Organism: Gastrolobium bilobum
Lineage: Eukaryota; Viridiplantae; Streptophyta; Magnoliopsida; Fabales; Fabaceae
Product: cellulose synthase-like protein E1
Exons: 8
Coding region: 20-2230 (736 amino acids)
Biological process (GO): cellulose biosynthetic process; plant-type primary cell wall biogenesis
Cellular component (GO): trans-Golgi network; plasma membrane
Molecular function (GO): mannan synthase activity; cellulose synthase (UDP-forming) activity
Source: RefSeq, a predicted model, not a curated record